Caenorhabditis auriculariae is the source of this 2919-nucleotide messenger RNA. NCBI's taxonomy places the organism in Eukaryota, Metazoa, Nematoda, Chromadorea, Rhabditida, Rhabditidae. The record is from the annotation of a GenBank genome assembly.
AUGGUCACGCCUACAGAAAUUUGUGGUAACUCACAUGGGAUGAAGGUAGUGGAGAAGAGUUUUUCUGUGGAGAGGCAGGUGAUAAGCGUAGGAGGGAAACAAUAUUGGAUGUUCAGAGAACCUUUUUUGUUCUUUUAAUCAAGAAUUAUACUUGGGAGAAAAAAGGUAAUAUUCAAAAGGAUGUUUGAGAACUUAUCUAUCGUUAUCAUGAAAAGAUCAAUCAGGAACAUAUUUCGGUAGCCUGUGGAUUGGAAUCAGAGGGCUAUAGGUUUAUUAAGGUUUUUUUUAUUUUCUUCAUCUUUUUGAAUUCAGUGAAUCACUUACUUAAAUUCAUUUUUUUAGAUUCAAGCUAUGAAACUGUGAAAAGUAAACUCUGACGUGCUUUGCACUUUUUGCGCCAAAUUUAUUGUUCAGCAGACGCAGUAACCUCAGUCAAACUUUUGGGAAAACCUAAUGACUUAUGGGAUUAUUUUUCAAAAAAGUUCACAUCUGUACCGAGAAAUUUGGCUCGAAAUACGUGGAUAAAAGUGCUCUUUUUUUUGGUUGAAUAAGCUUCAAAAAAGAGGACUCGAUUUCGGAAGAGGAUUUUCCUUUUGAAUACUCAGGAAUAAUCGCCAGUUGCUAAGCAAAUAACGCAAAAAAGAACAAUAAAAUUGGUCGAAAUGCAUGUUUCAGGCUCGACUUGAAUAUUUUCAAUCGGAGGAAGGCGAAAUUUUGAAGAGAGGACAGGAUCAAGCUGGAAAGCUUUUGGAGUGGUAUAAAGAACGACUGCUUUCAAUUCAGAAGAAAGCACGUCUUCUCCAACAAGGCAUCGUUGCAUUGGUGAGAAUAGUUGGAAGCUUAUUUUCAAAAAUAUUCUCACAACCUUAAUGUCAGUAGAACUGAUUACCAAGUUUUAGAACUUUGAAAACUAGAACAGUUUACUUUUUCAAAGAACUUGGAUAUUUUGAUUUUCGGUCAACUUCCUUCAACAGUGUUAUAACUACUCUAACUUCAUGAAUCCUAGUAGCCACAACUUCUUUCUACUGGGACAGAAAUCGAUUCAAUAAGAAGGCUUUCAAAGCAAAGAUGAUAGUCAUCAAUAACACUGUAUGUUCCCAAAUCCAUCCGAAAAAUUUAUUCAAGAAGUAAAUCUUCAAUAGUACACGCUGACGUGGCUGAAUAAGAUCGUGGAGUUCCUGGUCGGGAAACUACGGUAAAGCAAAAAAAAAUCGUUCAGCCCACGCUUCAGUCAGCAGAAACAUAAAAAAAACACAAAAUUUGUAGUGAGAAAAGGUAUCGGAUACAGUAUCUGUUUUUUUCGUAGAAUCGUGUAACGUGCUGUCAACUACAAAUGCAUGUUGUAGCCUUUGUUUGCAAUCGCUGCCUUCCUCAAAUCCAAUCGUUUCGCUUUCAAUGUGAAUGAAGCAUCAAGAGAAAAAAAUAAUCAGGAAAUUUUCGUUUCAGGACCCCGCUGUUCACGAGCAAAAACUCAACUUUCUCAGAGCGCACACCACGGAACUCAAUCGAAGAAUAGUCGCUCUGAUGGAUACGAGUGAUAAAGGAUUCCCAACUCAUCAUUCCAUUCCUGUAAGAUCUGAAAUGAAAAGAUAAUGGAAAAGAGAGAAUGAAAGUCGACAGAAUAAUUUGAAACAGAGAAACACUUUAAAAAAUGGACUCGAAAGGAUUGGAAACCGGAGUUUCAAGGUUUUGGAAUAAUUACUGAAACCAGGAGCACCUCACAAGUCAUUUCUUUGCGGUUGAGAUUCUCCUGAAAGAUGGUCAGAACGGUUCUUGAUGUACCAGAAAAAGAUUCUGAGAGUCUCAACUUGCACAACUUCCUCGUUUUCGAGAACGGAGGGCUCAAAGCCAAACAAAACCUUUAAAAUCAGUCAAAAAAGCCAUUUUGAGGUUUUUAGCCCUUAUUACUCGAAAACUAGGAAGUUUUACAGGUUGAGGCUUUCAAAAUCUACUUCUGAUACAUCUACAAGUGUUCUGGCCAUUUUUCAGGAAUCUUCCAACUGCAAAGUGAAAUGACCUCCCAUGUCAAAGAAAAAAAGUUCUUUAAUUUACAUGACAAAACGAAAGUUGCUUUUUAAAUUAUCAAAGUUCUUUUUUAUUCUUCCAAAGCUUUUUUUGACGGAAAUAUGAAAAGCUGCUGAAUGUAAAUUAGAAUUUCGACGUUUCAGCCGCAUAAUGAGCCUUUUUCAAAUGCAAAAAAACAGCGUUUUUGAGCAGGUUCGAGUUGUCGAAAUUCAUACGAUUUCAGCCCUUGAGUCAACGAACCACACUAAAAUCUGAGUUUACUGUUUCAAAUAUCUAAUUUAAAUACUCUGAAUAUGAUUUUUUUUUUAUGAAAUUGAUUUUUUUCUCUUACAGCCAUCGACAGCCGUUUCGGCGAACGGCGACCAACUUGCUUGGCUGCACCGUCAAAAUCGACGAUUGAAUCAAGUUCGGAAAAGUCAAUUAUCAUUAUGAUGAAGAUUUUUCUUCAGGAACUGGCCGAGAAAACUCAAAUCAUCGAUCAACUCAAGAGGGAAAACGAGCAAGCGAAGAAAAAGCAGUUUGUGGAAAGGUAGAAAUUUUAUUUCAACUUUUUUCAAGAAUCACGCUGAACAUCUACAAUCCUGUGAAGGAUAAUAUGAGCUAGAAAACUCACGGGUUGAACUUUAAUUUAACGUAAAAAAAAUCAAAAAAAAACAUCACCGAAAAUGACAUAAAUCUGCAUAGAAAACGAUAUUUUAACUUUUUUCUGUGAGAAGAGUUAAGAAAAAAAAUUUCGAGCCUUGUUUCCAAUAAACCAACCGAAUCAAAAAUUCAAAACUUUCCAGAAAUCCGCCAGUUCUCAGACCGUCCGCAUUUGUGCGUCCUGCGUACCAGGUCCAUACCGUACCCCCGCCAAACACAUCCCCUAACAAAAUAUACGACACUCUUAUGUGA